AUGGCCUCAGAAUGGAGAGGAUGCUGUGCCGGCCUCUACACUUAUCUUGCCAAAGUUGAAGAAUUGCCGCUUCGACUGAUUGGACCAAACCGCAUGUCCACGAAAACUCUACCACAGUCUCCCGAGGAAGGUUCAGCACCGCUCGCUUCAUCCUUAUUUGGGUCGUUCUCCGAUAAUACUGCUGGGGAGGAAGGCCUCCAGCAGCACGACGAGAUCGUCGGGGAAGAGAAAUACCGACAGAAAGCAGCCAACUGCUUCUUUAACGGCCAGCCUCUCCCUCGUGGGCCGUGGGACAUUGUCCGGCCAAAGCCAUUCCAAGCCACUGCCGCUUCCCUAGCCUUGUGCGGGUCGGUAUAUUGUGGGCAGGUGAUGGCUCCGAGCUUCAGCAUCUACAUUCGAGUGUUCAUCAAGCUUGUGCGGCUGGGAGGGGGAGAGCAAAUGUUCUGA
Messenger RNA from Cladophialophora psammophila CBS 110553, 447 nucleotides. RefSeq lists its product as uncharacterized. The transcript has a single exon. Bases 1 to 447 code for a protein of 148 amino acids. NCBI's taxonomy places the organism in Eukaryota, Fungi, Ascomycota, Eurotiomycetes, Chaetothyriales, Herpotrichiellaceae. The record is from RefSeq and is a predicted model, not a curated record.